UCUUAUAUAGUUGCUCGCAAACAAAGUAUCGGCUCAGAGUGUGUAGCAACGCGCCAGGAAUAACUGGGAGGUCGAUAUGUGAAUCGUGAUCUUUCACACGGCGAACAAUGCGUCGUCAUUUCAACAGAUUAAUUACCAUCGCAUUAGCUAUUCGACGAGUCGGCUAUUGAGGCCGAUCGAAAUUUCGUCUUCCAAGCGCGCGAGGCAUAUCAGUGUACAAUAUCGGGCCUCACACGACAAUAAAGUUUCUGGUGCGCCGUUAUAUUAUCGCGAAAUUGAGCAACGUUGCGCGCGAAGCUGUACCAGUGUGAAAAGCUUCUUUAUAUCAAAGAAGCCAUAAUAGGAACGCGGCAGUUUAUGUGUUAUCUAUAAACGUGACUAAUAGCUGCAAGGUUGUUAAUUGUCGGAUAUUUUCCAAAGAAGAGGAAGUACACGGCAAAUCGGGUAGUGUUUAAUCUGUGUAUAGCGAAAAUCCAUUGUGCGCCGAUUUCUCUUCUGCCUGAGCGAUCGGUAGAAGAAAUUCGGAUAUAUAAGGUGAACCCCAUAGUCCAUUGAAUCAGAGUUGUCUCUCGACUCGACUGCUCGUUCGGUCGUGUAAAGAAACGAAGACUUUUUUAACGAGCAAAAUGGCGACGAAGCUCUUCCUGCUGGGAACGAUCCUCCUGAUCGGUAUUGCGACCGAGAGCUCGGCUCAGUAUUGGAACCGUCAGUACUCGUACAGCAACGGACGCUAUCCUCAGCAGGUCUACCCGGGCUAUCAACAGCAGAGACCCAAUUACCAGCAAUCGAAUGGAUGGCAAAACGCUGCUUCGUUCCAAUUGCCUCCCGGUGUAUCGGUUACCGACGCCGAGUGGGUUUGCAAAAGUCCCAAAACUGGUGACAUGAUGAUCAUCGCUUCGGAGGACGGACCGGUACCGAACCGAGUCAAUGGACAACAGCAAUGGCACCAGGUCUAUCCACAGCAGCCAGGAAAUAAUCAGCCGAACUAUCCGCAACCCCAACAGCCAGUCUACCCUCAACCACAGCAACCAGCUUACCCGCAAACUCAAGCCCCGCCAGUGACCAAUGCACCAACCACCACAACUGAAGACACAAACCGACCGAUUUGGGGUAGUGGUGGAAACGACAAUCGUUACCCUCAAACCCAGGCUCCAGUAACCGUCAAACCGACCACAACCACUACAGAGGAUACGAAUCGACCUAUCUGGGGUGAUAACAACAAGCAACCAAACUUUCCUGAAGUGAAGCCAAGUUUCCCGACAUCAACUACCCAGAAGCCCGUCGAUCCUUUGUGGCCUGAGGGCGGUAAUGGUAAUAAGCCAGGUUUUACCGUGAUUGAACCAACUCGUAAGCCAAAACCGCACAAGACUACUAAAGCUCCGAUCGACGAUGACGACGAUGACGGCCCAUUGGACAUAGUAAUGGGGUAGAGAUGAACGUUGUAUAAAGCAACAUAUAUCUUAUAUUAUAUUUUAUUUAAAUUGAUGAAUAAACUAUUGAUAUCUAGAAUUUUGAA
Molecule: messenger RNA, 1516 nt
Organism: Nasonia vitripennis (jewel wasp)
Lineage: Eukaryota; Metazoa; Arthropoda; Insecta; Hymenoptera; Pteromalidae
Product: probable basic-leucine zipper transcription factor Q
Exons: 3
Coding region: 627-1430 (267 amino acids)
Source: RefSeq, a predicted model, not a curated record